Messenger RNA from Exserohilum turcica Et28A, 1232 nucleotides. RefSeq lists its product as uncharacterized. Gene Ontology annotation, molecular function: guanine nucleotide transmembrane transporter activity. Bases 122 to 1078 code for a protein of 318 amino acids. The record is from RefSeq and is a predicted model, not a curated record. Gene Ontology annotation, cellular component: mitochondrion. Lineage: Eukaryota; Fungi; Ascomycota; Dothideomycetes; Pleosporales; Pleosporaceae. The transcript is spliced from 5 exons.
UUUUUGCCCGCCCAAUUGCUGUGUGCUGCCAGUCCCUUUUCUCUUCCCGCACAGUCAAUUCCUAUCCCUUUCUUUUUUCUUCCUCACACGGUCCUCACGUGAAGACAAAAAAAAAUCCACAAUGACGCCAUCACCUUCAGAGGCUGUGGCCAAGGUUGCGCAGGCUGCGUCAGGCACCAACUCGUCGGCCAAGGCAGUCAAGAGGGAGUCCAACACGGCCAGAGUGCUGGGUGCAGGAUGUGCGGGAAUCGCAGAGCUCAUGGUCUUCCACCCCGUCGACACCACGGCGAAGCGAUUGAUGAGCAACAUUGGCAAGAUUGAGUCCGCAUCGCAUUUGAACAGGGUCGUCUUCAGGGACAUGGCCUCGGCCUCUGCCUCUGCCCGCUUCCUGUCUCUUUUCCCCGGUCUCGGAUACGCGGCAGCUUACAAGGUGCUCCAACGAGUGUACAAGUUUGGUGGUCAGCCUUUUGUUCGGGACUACCUCGCGCACAACCACGGCGACAGCUUCGACCGUACGUUUGGCAAGGGUAACGGCAAGGCGAUUAUGCACGCGACCGCAGGAUCACUCAUCGGCAUUGGUGAAAUCGUCCUCCUGCCUCUGGAUGUUCUCAAGAUCAAGCGACAAACAAACCCAGAGGCUUUCCGGGGCCGAGGACUGUUCAAAAUCGUCUCGGACGAGGGUUUUGGACUCUACCGUGGUUGGGGAUGGACAGCGGCACGUAACGCACCUGGAUCGUUCGCGCUGUUCGGUGGCUCCGCCGUUGCCAAGGAGUACUUCUACAAGCUCUCCGACUACAACUCGGCAACUUGGAUGCAGAACUUUGUCGCGUCGAUUGCAGGCGCUAGCGCAUCGCUCGUGGUGUCGGCGCCUCUGGACGUAAUCAAGACUCGCAUCCAGAACCGCAACUUUGAGAACCCCGAGAGCGGGUUCAGGAUCGUGUCCAACAUGAUGAAGCACGAGGGCUUCACGUCCUUCUUCAAGGGACUGACACCCAAGCUGCUGAUGACGGGCCCCAAGCUUGUCUUCUCCUUCUGGCUGGCGCAGACGCUGAUCCCUGCGUUUGGCAAGAUCAUGUAAUUAGUAGAGCGGGAUUUGAUUGUACUAUAUGGGAAGCGCGGGGCUACGGGUGCCUGGGACUGGGACUGGCAGGGCGGGCAGCGUCUAAUGCAACGACGCAUGUAGCGUAGGUGUCGACGGCGCACAUUUGCAGAGCAACUAGACAUUCUCCAUU